Molecule: messenger RNA, 645 nt
Organism: Closterium sp. Yama58-4
Lineage: Eukaryota; Viridiplantae; Streptophyta; Zygnematophyceae; Desmidiales; Closteriaceae
Source: the annotation of a GenBank genome assembly
AUGGCCUCCGCACUUGCUUCUCGUCAGCUCCUCUCAGGCCUCUCCCUCAGCUCUGCCGUCAGAGGUACCGAGCUCGCCUCCUGCAGCCUCACCGCCGUUCCCAAACUAGAAGCUCCGCGCGGCCUGGACGUCACCGCGCUCUUCAGCUCGCGCAAGGCCGCCAUCCCCGCUAAGAGCGUCCCCGCGACGAAGCUGCACACGGAGGACGGCAUCUUCGGCACGUCGGGCGGGUUCCGGUUCACCAAGGCGAACGAGCUGUUCAUGGGGUGCGUGGCCAUGCUGGGCUUCGCGGCGUCGCUGCUGGGCGAGGUGAUUACGGGCGCGGGCAUUCUGUCGCAGCUCAACAUCGAGACGGGCAUCCCCAUCACGGAGACCGAGCCGCUGCUGCUCUUCUUCAUCACCUUCACCGUGCUCGGCGCCAUCGGCGGGCUGGGCGACCGCGGGCGAUUCGUGGACGACGAGCCUGUGGGGCCGCCCGUGAAGCCCGGCAGCUUCAAGGCGGCGCUGGGGCUGAGCGAGGACGGGCCGCUGUUUGGCUUCACCAAGGCGAACGAGCUGUUCGUGGGGCGGCUGGCGCAAUUAGGGUUUGCGGCGAGCCUGAUAGGUGAUCACGCGCAAGGGCGCGCUGGCGCAGCUCAACAUUGA